Molecule: messenger RNA, 1836 nt
Organism: Aspergillus novofumigatus IBT 16806
Lineage: Eukaryota; Fungi; Ascomycota; Eurotiomycetes; Eurotiales; Aspergillaceae
Product: putative extracellular cellulase CelA/allergen Asp F7-like
Exons: 3
Coding region: 436-1434 (332 amino acids)
Source: RefSeq, a predicted model, not a curated record
CGCCCUAGGGCUUCUGAUUCAUUACACGUUUUGCGCUAAUGUCUGCAUUCAUCUAGAACUGUUCAUCUUAUUAUAUUGCGUUAAAUUAUUGUUUCACAAUCGGGUCCCAUUCACUAUCAGGCAAUGGCCGGUCGUUCAGCCCAUGGAGGAGGAGCCUCCGGUCCCCUCCUUUUCUUCUCGAUUGAUAUAUCCUCCAAGGCCUCUCUUUUGCUCUCUUUCUUUGCACUGCUCUUCAAGUCAAUCUUUCAGUUUUCUGUCUGGAACAGCAACUACAUCCAUUUCUGGGAUUUGAGCCCAAGUGUCCAUUCAUUGCUUGCAACAGGAGCAGAGUCUCCAGUCAAUCCUUUGCAUCUGAAUAGCAGUCUAGCACAGACUCUGCACUCUUUUCUUCCAUUCUAGCUUCUUUUCGCCUUCGAGACAUAUCAACAUCCAACAAUGUUAUAUCAGCGUCUCACCACUCUAGGCGUUGCCGCUCUGGUCGCGGCCGCAUCGGUCUCUGCGAGCCCUAUGGUCGGGGGCGCUAAAGGUCGCUGUCGUGCCGGGUACAACAAGGCCGUCUCCCACGCCCCAACGUCUAACGAAGCAACUUCGUCCAUUAGUCCCCCAGUGGAGCUCCCAGAGGCUCCAACGCAUCCUUCUGCUGCUCCCAUCAUACCCACUGUAGAUGAGGAUCCCGAUGCUUCGUCUUCUUCUUCGUCAUCAACAACACCUGCUCUACCCUCUUCUUCCGCUACCCAGGAACAAGACACCGUUCCGGCAGCCUCUGCUGAGCCUGCAACGGCCGCUCCCGAAACCAUUAACAAGGCGGCCGCUGCUGCAUCUUCCUCCAGCAGCACCACCCACUCCGGCAAAGCCACCUUCUACGGCGGCAACGUGUCCGGCGGAACCUGCUCGUUCACCGGGUACACACUUCCCUCCGGCCUCUUCGGAACCGCCUACUCAGGCGCCGCAUGGAACAACGCCGCAGAAUGCGGUGCCUGCGUCUCCGUGAAAGGACCCAACGGUAAAACCAUCAAAGCCAUGAUCGUCGACCAAUGCCCUGAGUGCGAGGCCGACCACCUCGACCUCUUCCAGAAUGCCUUCACCCAACUAGCUGACGUUUCCAAGGGUAUCAUCCCCAUCACCUGGUCCUUCGUCGACUGCGGGAUUACCUCGCCCCUCGUCCUCAAGAACAAGGAGGGGACCUCGCGCUACUGGUUCUCCAUGCAGGUUAUGAACGCCAACGAGCCCGUCGCGAAGCUCGAGGUUAGCACCGACGGCGGGAAGACCUGGCAGGGGACCACGAGAACCUCCUACAACUUCUUCGAGAAGAGCAGUGGGUUUGGAAAAGAUACCGUGGACGUGAGGGUCACCGGCCAGUCCGGCGCUACCCUGACGGUGAACAAUGUCGGGACCAGCGCUGGGUCCACUGUUACCGCUAAGUCGAAUCUGUAAAGCACAGAGUAGAUAGUGGCGUGGGGAUGGUGCGCGUAGAUUGGUCGCCCUCAGUUGGCGCGGAAGAGCAAGUUUGUUUUGAGACAGCACCCUGUCUGCAUGCCUUUACUUUCUCUUCUCCGUAUAUUUCUGGUAAAUUCAGACAUAUUCUCAUGUUUUCAUUCCCAUCAACGAAACCGACUGAUUAUCAUGGCUAUGCCUUGUAAGACUGCCUUAAGAUUGCCUCAUGUGCUAAGCUUGUCAUUGACAACGAGAGAGCCGAAUCUUCCAUGAACAGCGUUUUGUCAUUUCGCUUUCGGAAAACGAGAUCAAACUACGAAAUGGCCUUGUGUAAAUCUGAGAGAGAUCGAAUUGCAAUUCCCAUAACGCGAUAUCGCAGGCUCCAUUCCCAACCCUGGUUUC